Molecule: messenger RNA, 4376 nt
Organism: Cynocephalus volans (Philippine flying lemur)
Lineage: Eukaryota; Metazoa; Chordata; Mammalia; Dermoptera; Cynocephalidae
Gene: CYS1
Product: cystin 1
Exons: 4
Coding region: 1-597 (198 amino acids)
Source: RefSeq, a predicted model, not a curated record
AUGGGCAGCGGCAGCAGCCGGAGCGGCCGGAGCGGCCGGGCCCUGAGGAGGCGGCGCAGCUCCGACAGUCGCCCGGCGGAGCCCGGCGGGGCAGCCCCGCAGGUCGGGACGAGGCCGCGGCUCUCAGCGACGGCGGCCGAGGAGGCGACCGGUCACGACCCGGGGCCCGCAGCGCCCCCCGACGGCGGGGACGAGACCCUGCGCCUGCUGGACCAGCUGCUGGCCGAGUCGGCGGCCUGGGACCCCGGGGAGCCGGCCCCGCGCCGCCCGGCCCGGCCCCGACCCGCCGCGGGCGCCGGGAGCGCGGUGUUGCCAGAGCAGAGCACCGAAGACCACCCAGAGAGCAGCAGUGCCUCCAGGGUCCCACCUACAGGGAGUGUCGCCUCCUACCAAGAAAGGACAGAGCGAGGGGAUUCUGCCUCCAGGCCACUGCGUGCACCUGGGCAGCUGUCUGUUCCCGCAGGCUUCGUCUACGAGCAAGCACUCUCUGAAGCCCCCGGCAGCAGUCACAAGAGGCCUGAGAGGCAGUCGGCCAUCUCCUACGACUACUCAGAGGAGGAGCUGAUGGCCAGCAUUGAGCGCGAGUACUGCCGCUGAGGCCCUGCCCUGACCGUGGCCACCACUGACCCCAGCCUGCCUGGCCUCGGAGGCACCGGGCAGUGCACUGGGCGCCCCCUUCCCAUCCAGGGCUCUGGUUGGAGCCGAAGCACUUCCAAAGUGCAGUUACUCCGGAUCUUUCACAACCCACCUUUCUACAUUCAUAUUCAGCUGGCUGAAUGCAGCUGGCUGCUGGCGAGGGCUGGUCAGCUGUGCAGGCCCAGGUGCGGGCAGGCGCAGGAGCUGUUCCCCAGGUGUGUGGGCAGGCAGUAGCUCUGACCACCUGCUCCUCUCAGUCUCGGGGAACCUGUCUGCAGGGUUUCCCAGAGCCUGAGACGCUUCCCCUUCCUGCACCCACUCUUCAUGGUGGGAAGGGCUCACUAGGGAUGGGUGACACAAGCUGAACCCCUUCCUGCUUCUGGGCCACAGUGCUUGCAAAAGUUCCACUGUGAAAGGUGCACCUGAGGUGUGCCAUUUGUCCUGCCCCUGAGGCAGGGCCUGAGAUUCUGCAUUUUUAACUAGCUCCCAGGGGAGGCCCAAACUGUGGGAGCUCCAGCCACAUUUGAGGAGCAGGAUUUAGAGCGGAGCUUCAGACCUUCCCCCGCACUGGCGACUGCUCUGAGCUUCAGCCCUCCUGUCUCUCCCACAGUGGGCGUGGUGGCAAGAGAGCCCCAGGCUGGGCGUUGCAGAGUCCAGCUGCACUCCCAGCUCUGCACUAACUCACAGUGGGACAUAGAGAUAGUCACUUUCUCUCUCUGGGCCUCAGUUUCCCUCUCUGGAAAAUGAGCCCUGGAGGCUCUGUGAGGCCCUCCCCAGCUCUGACAACCUAGGAUUACACAAUUCCAGCCUGCUCCACCCCCCCACCCCCCAAGGCACAGAAAUGCCUUCCUUGCUGAGAGGGAGUACCCAAGCCCCACCUGGAAAGGGUUAUCCUUCCAGCAGGCAGCUUGACUAAUGCCCAUGGGCCUUUUUAUUCUUGGAAGGUAGACAGUCUCAGCCAUGAGGCCAGAAGAGCCUUAGAACAUUCCCAGCUGACAAAUGAAAAAACUGACUUGCCAAGGACACCCUGUGAAUAUGAGGCAGAGCCUUUAGCUGGAAGGGGGACUCGUGCUGUGGGCAACCGGUCCUGAGCCUCAGCCCAGUUGUGGCUCCAGUUGGAAGGGGGACUUGUGCUGUGGGUGAGCAGGUCCUGAGCCUCGGCCCAGGUGUGGUUCCAGUUGGAAGGGGGACUUGUGCUGUGGGCAGGCAGGUCCUGAGUCUCGGCUCAGGUGUGCCUUGCUCAGGAAAAGCUCAUGGUAGAGAGCAGCCAGCCAGCCGGGGAGGCCAGGAGGCAGGCUCCUCCUGAACAGCUGGAGAGGGCUUCAGUACAAAGGAGGACAGAGGGAACAAUGGCAGCUUUUGCUGAACCUGGAGUAGGUCUCAGCUUAUCUCGAAUUUACCCACCGAUGCAGUGCCCUCCUGGGCACCCUAGGUUUCCUGCGAACAGCUGCUAGCACACACAUCCUCAGACACAGCCUGGAGCAAGAGCAUCUCUGGAACCAGUGAAUGGCCACUUGGCACUGUCCCCAGACCCACAGGCCUGUUGACAUCAUUGGCAAAUGGGCAUUUCCAUCAAUUCUUAUCUGACACGAGUGCCUUUGAUCAGCUGUUUGCGGUUGGGAGACUUUACUACAAAGUCUGAGCGUGGAGCGGCGGGGCCCUUCUCCGGCCCUCCCCCGGGGUUGGCCCAGAGCUUCCCCAAAGCUGGUCUCUAGUCCUCAUCUAAGCCCAAACCAUUUUUUUUGAUACAAAGAUUAAAGCCAUUGGUAUUUUAAUAAUACAGUAUUUUGGAAGAAGUUAAAAUUUUACUUCUUACCACCAGAAGGAUCAGGCUUUGAAUUUAAUGAUGUAAAUGUUUACAAUUUUACAUCAUUAUUUUGUUAAAAUGGGAUACAUUCAGCCGGUUUCCAAGAAAAAGAUGAUAACCUCUGCAUUUUCUGGUGGAAAACUCAUACAAUACCUAAUGAGAUCAAGGUGUUAAGAAAAAAAAAAUAUUCCUGAAGUAGUCACAGUCUGUCAGUGUCGCAGUGAGUGCACGUCUUCAAAGCUGAGAAGUCAGCAGCUGUUCUCAGGUCUAUUUUUAUUUUUAUUUUUAUUUUUGGCAGCUGGCCAGGACAGGGUACAGGGAUUGAACCUGGACCUUGAUGUUAUCAGCACCACUCUAACCAACCGAGCUAACUGACCAGCCCCGGGUCUUUUUUUUUUUUUUUUUUAAUUCUCUGAAUUCAGGAAGUGUCUUGUGAACAGCAGCUAGCAAAAUAAAGCAGUGUGUCCAGCUGUAAAGCCUGCCCCGUAUUCAUCCCAUGAGAUGGGGACAGGGGUGGGGUGUCUGUGGGCCCAGGAGCCCUUGCUGCACUAGACCUGUGCUGAGCACCUGCUGUGUGCCAAGCACUGCUGCCGGCCUCUCGUGGUUGCCCAACGUUGCUUCUGAGCCUAAGUAUCCUUCUCUAGAGCUGAGUGUGGGAUCUGCUCACCAAGGGGGUGGGAAUGUGACUGAGAUAGAGGCAGAAUAGAAAAAGAAAAGAGACCUCCCAAAGUCGAAAAUGAUGACACAAGUAUUGUAUGGAAAAGUCUUAAGUUAACACAUCUCCCAGUUUCUGUAGUGUGGGAGUUCCUCUGAGAUGCUACCGAGCCCUGGGAACCGAGAACAGGCCACAUCCCCAGCGCUAAGGAACGUUGCGUGUGGCUUCAUGGGCGGGGGAGGAGCAGAGCCAGGCCAGUGCCCCCUGCCUGGCCCCUGCCUCUCCAAGCCUCUCCUCUCACCCAUGGGGUCCUGCCUCGCUCGGGCAGGGACCUCUUCCACUUGCUGCUCUUGGCCAGGCUCCCUGCUCCUCCCUGAGACCAGCUCUUGUGGGACACCCUCCUUGGACAUUCCAGAGUCUCAGAGCCGCUUUUUACUCUGGAAGCCUGCAUCGCUCACAGGCAUUGCCAGAGCAUCUGCUACUUGCUGGGGGUCUGCCCCUGGGCUAGAUACUGGAUUUGUGGGUAGGUGAGAGAUCUCUCUGCCAAUGAGGAUGUCGCUGUUCCCAGAGGCAGAGGCACACUGGUAAACGUGUGCACUCUGGAGGACACACGGCUGUCGAGGAGGUGUAGCCAAGCGCCCCACAGAAGAGCAAACCUGUGGGCAUUGUUUCUUUUUCUGUUCUGGCAAUAACUAGGCAGGAGGAAGGUCUCCUUAGUUGCCAUCGAGAGGAUAAAUCACACUUGAGGCUGUGAAGGUUAGUUCCCUCCUGGAGGAAGGGAGGCUCCAUAAUCAGACCUUUUGUGUGGUGCCAGUCCGGGCCCCCUGGGCACAAGUCAGGCCUUAAGAGGUGGGCGGGUGGCUCUGCUUUCUGGUGUGAUGAAACCCUCUAGUUUGAAGAGUUGGGAAGGAGAAGGUGCCUUCUCUCUGGGGUGUAGAUCCCUGGGAAAGGAAGGUGGCUUUCAGUCCACAGAGCUGGAUGGCAUCUGAGUAGCACCACCGAGUUGCUGGGGAUGUGGUACGCAGGACACUGGGAGGGCUGGGCCCUAAAAGCUGCGCCACCAGGAACUCAAGCAGAAGGAGGGUGUGCCUGCCUGUGUCCUUCCACAAUCCAAGCCCCCAGCAGGGUCAUGGGCCUGCGGCCAGUUACCAACAGUGACACCAUGUGGCAACAAGAAACUGCCGCAGCGAAGGCGGCUUGGACCGCACAGCUGUCUUCCUGAGGGGUGGAAGGUGGGAAGUCCCAGCUUGGGCUAACUAAAUCCAACUAACUAACUAA